CCCAGAUUGCCAUGUUUGCAUUUGCGGCCGGCCUCGCGCCACGACGUCAUCAAUGAUCAUCCGGGUCGCUGCUACUAGGCACUGAUCAACGUCACUGGCGUGCUCUGGAAAGCUCAACACAACGCUCUGUGAGCGAGACUUGGAAAACUCUCAUCGUGAUAACUUGCAUGUGCUCUAUUGAAAACCUCAUCUAUCCCAUCCUGCCACGAACUAGUCAAGGACAAAAACAACCCAUCAUCCAUAAGACCCCCCCCCAAUCACCAUGGCCAACCAACAACCAUCCAACAUCGAGCCCUACAUUCAACCGAGCAACCCCAUCACGAAGGAACCACUCGAAAACAAAGUUGCUGACAACCGUGCCCGUGACAACUCCUCAGCCCAAGGCAACGUCGAUGUGCCAUCGGAGCGCUCUCAAGAAGGCACCUUCAGUUCCCUAGGCAGCGGUGUCCAAGGCGGCAGCGGACCAGUGGACGCAACAGAGGCGAGGAGCACAGGCAGCAUGGGCAGCGGGGCUGCCGAGCAGCUGCAGAACCCGAACGUAAACGCGGAACAGCUAGCCACGUUCAGCGAGGGCAAGGUCGCCGACGCGGUGCAGCGCAAGAGCGGCAUCCAAAAGGCGCCCGAUGACGGCGAGGUCAAGUAUGACGACUACGCGAGUGACCUGGAUAGGAAAAAGGCUGAGCAGGCGGCCGCGCGUGAUGACAUCAAGGCGGCAAGGGAAGCUGGAGUGGAUGUCGAUGGGGGAUCUGCAGGUGGCAACGUGAGAGGUGCUGUCCAGGUCGACUAGUAGCACGAUGUGAUAUUUCACAGUGGGUUUGUUGGUGGGCAAUACUCCCAUAGACGAACCUACAUGUCUUGCUCAAGUGCAGCAUUUUCUUGCGAUCCUGUCAAACUUAUAAAGGAGAACAUGGUCACACAGAC
This is a messenger RNA of Diaporthe batatas, 921 nucleotides long. RefSeq lists its product as uncharacterized. Lineage: Eukaryota; Fungi; Ascomycota; Sordariomycetes; Diaporthales; Diaporthaceae. Bases 263 to 787 code for a protein of 174 amino acids. The record is from RefSeq and is a predicted model, not a curated record. The transcript has 2 exons.